CGGAGGGACUGGACCGAACGGGACGGGAUGGGACGGGAUGGGAUAGGAUGAUGGACGGGACGGGCGAAUCCGUGCUCCCGGCCCCGCUCCCCGCCGCCUUCUUGCGGGCCGGUAGUCAGUGAGUUCUCCAGGGACCGCUGCUGGGUCUCAUUCACCGUGUCCAUGACCGUGUCCAUGACCGACCUGCAUGAAAGGACCCUGAGCGGGUCUGGCGAUGAUGCGGAACGCGCGGCAGCGGCUCAUCCACCUGAAGGCUGUCCGUCCAGCAGGGCCUUCAUCAACUGGAGAAUUGGGCAAAGAGAAACGUAAUGAUUUAUUAGAAUAACCUAAUGAAGCUCAGCAAGAGCAAGUGUAGGACCCUGCACCUGCGGAGGAAUAGUCCCAAGUACCAGUGGAAUCCUGGCAUGCAUCAGGAAGAGUGUGACCAGCAGGUGCAGCCAUGGUGUCCAAAAAGCAGCUGGCAGAUUUUGGCUACAAGGCCUUCUCUGGCUCCAUGAUGCUGCUGACGGUGUACGCUGGGUACCUGUGCAGUGUCCGCGUCCAAAGGAUGCUCCAGCACCGCCGCCAGCGGGAGAACGCGCCCGGCCCCGAGAGCUGAGCCCAUGCUGGGACCGGCCCCAGGAGCUGGGACCAGCUCCACCUUCCCUGUCCCCCCUGGGCUGGGGGAGGCAGAUGGAGUGCAAUAAAACCUGUGUGAAAGUG
Molecule: messenger RNA, 702 nt
Organism: Vidua chalybeata
Lineage: Eukaryota; Metazoa; Chordata; Aves; Passeriformes; Viduidae
Product: cytochrome c oxidase assembly protein COX14 homolog
Exons: 2
Coding region: 440-598 (52 amino acids)
Source: RefSeq, a predicted model, not a curated record